Messenger RNA from Pelobates cultripes (western spadefoot toad), 3660 nucleotides. The record is from the annotation of a GenBank genome assembly. NCBI's taxonomy places the organism in Eukaryota, Metazoa, Chordata, Amphibia, Anura, Pelobatidae.
AUGAGCUCCAGUCCAGUCUAUGAGCUGUUCGGUCAUAGAGCAGCGCCGGUCACCUGGCUCAGCCAAACAGCCCAAGCAGGGCUGACUCCGUCGCACCUUGUGACGUCGCCCGGCAGCCACCGCUCUCAUUCUGUCCUCCGACAGUAAUUCCCCCCUCUUUGCCGAGCCUUUAACCAUGACGUCACCGCUCCCCUGCUGCCUUCCCGCCGCGCUCGCUCUCGGCCCAGGCUGCGGGAUUUAAAGGGGAAGUCCGCGCUGUCCACGGCCUCUCAGGGCCCCGUGCAUCCCCGAACUUUCCUGGAUGCGGUUAACCCGGAGAGGCAGCAGGGUGAGCGAGCUGAUAUACUAUGUUAACACUGGGGAGGUGAGGCCAAGCUCAGUCCGUCCACAAGCCUUGGUUUGGUGUGUGAAGCUGUGCUGGGCCGUAUGGCUGCUCUCCUCCUUGGGGAGGGGGGGGACACACGCUGCACAGAGCUCCCCCGGCCUGGGGCGCACACUGAGUGGGACACAGGCAGCCAGAGAGAGCCAGGCACCCCCUGCACUCAGAGCCAGGCACCCCCUGCACUCAGAGCCAGGCACCCCCUGCACUCAGAGUCAGGCACCCCCUGCACUCAGAGCCAGGCACCCGGUGUGGCUGCUGUGAGCUGCACUAUAGCCAUGUCAGUGCCACGUACAGCUUCAGCCCCAUAGGGUGCUCACUGUGUGAGAGCUCAGCAUAGUGUGAUACAUUGUGUCUAGGGCACUGAUAAUGCCAAUCCAGCCAUAGUACAGCUUUAGGGACUUGAACCUUCCCUCUCUGCAUGUCUGUCUAUCCAUUGAUGUGGAUAUACGUGUAAUAUGUGCCUGACUUUUUAAAAAAAUUUUUUAACUUCAAGACAAGUAAAUGACAUACAACCAUCUAUCUCAAAUCCAAUCAUAAAUUGUAAACUCGUUUGAGCAGAGCCUUUCAAUCCCUUUUUCUAUAAUUAUAAAUUGCUGCGGAAUAUGUUCGUGCUAGAUGAUGAUGAUGAUAGAAUGGUUAAAAAAAAUAAAGAGAUGACACCUAUUGUAUUGCAUAGUAACCGUGCUAAUUUAACUUAUUCUCAGCAGGACAAACUCCUUAAUGGAUUUUGCACAGAAAUUUUAUUAUUAUUAUUAUUAUUAUUAUUGACUUUUAUAUAGCGCCAACAGAUUCCGUAGCAUUUUACAAUAUUAUGAGAGGGGGGAUUUAGCUAUAAAUAGGACAAUUACAAGAAAACUUACAGGAACAAUAGGUUAAGGGGGACCCUGCUCAAACAAGCUUACAGUCUAUUGGAGAUGGGGUAUAAAACUCAUUAGGAUAGGAAAUGGCAAUCAUAUAAGGUGGGAGUGAAGCAUAGCUGGAGGAGAGCGUAAAGUGCUGCCAUUUAGGAGAGAGCAAGAGACCAGUGUGUAAGGUGGGAGGCCAUAAACUUUCCUAAAGAGAUGGGGUUUAAGGCACUUCUUAAAUUAUUGAAGACUAGGGGAGAGUCUGGCGGUACGCAGGCUAUUCCAUAGGACGGGCGCCACCUGCAAGAAGUCUUGCAGGUGCGAGCAGCGGACAGGAGAAGAUCACGGGCAGACUGUGUUAGAAAAAUGUCUCUAACAUAAAACCUAAAAUGUAUGUAAAGAAUGUAAGUCUCUAUUACAACCAUAAAUUAUAUGCAAAGUUUGUGUUAUGUUUUCUGUAGGUCUUGUUAAAAAAGGCACAGGUCAGGUAUUACAAACUCCGAUAAUGUUGCUUACAUUUACCAGCCAGUCGCUACUUUCUUAAGUGCCUGUCCCUGCUAUUAUCAAGCAGUGGUUGUUUGCCAACUGGUAAUUAUCCUCUUUUUAUUGAAUUGGAAUCAUUGUUUGCCAUUGAAGUUGGCUGCUUCCAUAGAAUAUAAUGGAGGUUUAUUGGCAGACACUAUUUCUCAAAGUUGACCCCUUGUAUUUGCAUGGAACACACACGCGUGAAAAAAUGAUGAUGAUGAUGGUCUCACCCGCACAGAGCACAUCGACCAUCUAUAUUCUCAUAAUAAAAAGAAAACGAAAAUAUUAAUUUAAAAGACCCCCUGGAACCCACAAAUACUUGGAUUGCAUAGAUGGGUGGCUCCAACUUUCUGUUAGCAGGGUGAAGUGUGUUAACAAGGCACAAGAUAAAUGGAGUUUCCUGGCUCCAUUAUAUAAAUAUUGGGCAUCUCUUCCCCCACUCCAAACCCACCUUGUGCUGGCAGGAAAUGCCCAUUCUCUUGAGCAUUCAUUACAUGGAAUGAGGGUUAUUAAGCCCAGGAGAACGCCAUAUAAAUAGGUAUCUUCAGGCACAACUCCAUGAGUGGCUAGGGAUUCCCAGGGACCUAGCCACAACUCCAGAAUAUGUCCCUCUACACUACACAUACUAAUAUCAUUGUGGGUGGGCCCAAAAAUUGUGAUUGGAUUAAAAUAAUCAAUUUUCUGCCCCAAAUGAGUAUUCAAGGCUAAAGGGGUUCUUAUACUUUUAUAUUCACUGUGAUUCGUUGGCUUAGAAGCCAUCCAAUCAAGAAUUGCUAGUUAUUUUAGGGGAUAUCCUGGGGAUCCCUGGGUGAGACUGUAAAUGCCCAUUUAGUUAUUUUGGACCUGGAUAUUGGGUAUCUUCUAGCCAUAUUUUAUAAAGUGCACAAUAGACUGGGAAUUUCCUGGGCACCUUUAUAACCUUUCUCUGUGGUACCAGUGGGGUGAACGAUGGGGUUAGGUGCCACUCAUCAAACCACUAUCCUAGAUUGUUAGGAUACAGGAUACCUCCUCUUUUCUUAAAGGGACACUAUAUGCACCAGAAGAAGGAAAGCUUAUUGAAUUUGUUCAGAGAAAAUGCAGUGUUUACAUUACAGCCUAGUGAUAACUUCACUGGCCACUCCUUAGAUGGCUGUUAGAGCUCCUUCCUGGGUCAUGGCUGCCUAAAAUGCAUCCAAACAUUCAGUAUCUCCUCCCUCUCCAUGCAGACACUGAACUUUCCUCAUAGAGAUUCAUUGAUUCAAUUAAUCUUUAUGAGGAGAUGCUGAUUGGCAAAUCAUGCUGGCUCUGCCCCUGAUCUGCCUCUUUGUCAGCCUCAGCCAAUCCUAUGGGGAAGCAUUGUGAUUGGAUCAGGUUACCAUUUCUGCUGAUGUCAGCAGGUCUAAUGGAACCGGGGACCAAGCAAGUAAGAUUUUACUAUAUUUAGGGAGGCAUGAGGGGGCCAGGGGAGCUAGAUGGUGGUUUUAACCCUAUAGUGUCAGGAAUACAUGUUUGUGUUCCUGACCCUAUAGUGCACCUUUAAUUUGUAUCUAUGCCUUUUUAGCUCCAUAGUGUAUUGUACAACAUACUGAAAAUGUUUGUGUUCUCUUUGACAGUCAUUAAAAAUAUUUCUGGUGAAGUUACACCCUAAAUCAUAAUUAACUUCAAGUACAGUGAUUCAGGGACUGCAUUAUUAAGUGUGUACACCGUGCAUGGGGGCAGAUUGGGAGAUUUUAGUUUGCUUUUAUGGAGCUUGUGGCUUUGAAAUGUCUUCUCUAUUGAAUGUGUCUCACGUCUAACCCUUCACCUCAUUACACCAUAUUUAUUUUAGAAAGAAAACUGUUUGCAAGUCACAAAGAUACUAACACCUUGAUUUAUUUAUGUAUUUAUUUAUUUAUUUUCCCCUUAGGAUUUUUAAAAAAGGAGUUGUGA